Messenger RNA from Contarinia nasturtii (swede midge), 1242 nucleotides. Its product is annotated as methylthioribulose-1-phosphate dehydratase-like. Gene Ontology annotation, molecular function: methylthioribulose 1-phosphate dehydratase activity. Lineage: Eukaryota; Metazoa; Arthropoda; Insecta; Diptera; Cecidomyiidae. Gene Ontology annotation, cellular component: cytoplasm. The transcript has 7 exons. Bases 559 to 1164 code for a protein of 201 amino acids. The record is from RefSeq and is a predicted model, not a curated record.
CAAAGUACACUAGACUCGCCUUGGACAAAUACAUUGGGAGCCUCUCACCGUUCACACACACAUGUGAAGCGUGCAUUGACGCAGAGAAUGUGCGGAAAACCAACGAGAAAGCCAGAUUGGUGAAAUUCGUUGGUGAGAGAAAGAAAAUCGAUAAUUGAAGGGUAUCAAUUUGUCAAUGACACACAAAAAGUCAUAACAAUUGAUUCCCAAACACAAACAAACAAUGAUGAUGAAGCCGGCUAUGAAUCGAAUGCGACUGAUGUAACCGUCAAGGGAAAAAUCGAGUGAUGAAAAUGGUGCGAAAAAUAAAAAGAAAAAGAAGAAAAAAAAGAGCAAAAAGAAGAAGGGGGAAAAAGAGCAAAAUAACACAAAUACAGACAAAAAUACAGAGCAUGAACAAAGACUAGGACAGCAGCAACAACAACAACAACAUCAGAGUGACCAUUUACAGGAUGGUCAGUAGGGUGUUUCCGGUGUCAAAAUAAUGGAAAAUGUGAGCAGUUUUUUCUAUAAUAAAUAUUUUCAUCAUCAUUCAUUGAACAUUAUCCUUCGUAUAAAAUGAAUCAGUUAACAUACUUAGAGCGUCCAUCCGUAUCAGUUGUGUACAAGACAUGGGAAUCAUUUUCUACACGUGGAUUGAGCGAUUAUAACGGGGGCGGCAUGGCAAUAAUGGACGUAAAUAACGGGAAUAUUACUUAUCUACCUACCCCAUUCAUCACGCAAUUUCCUACAAUGAAUGAUGUAUUGCGGGCAAACAUUCGCACAUAUUCUACGUUCGAAGAUGUAUGCGCAGGAUUCUUUAAAUAUCCAGAUGCUUUACCUGGCGUUAGUUCUGUUGUUCAUACACAUUCAGCCAAUGCUAAACAGGUCGCUGCUAAGCACACCGGUGGAUAUAUGAUUCCUCGAGAUUUCGACGUAAACACACAGGGCAUUUCAAACCGAACAAAAGGUUUCCACAUUCAAGAUAUCCACAUACCCGUGCUUCCAGCUUGCUCAACAAAUGACGAACUUAUGGCAAGAUUGAAUGAAUGUUUCAAUUAUAAUCCAAAUUCGUGCAGUGCCUUGGUACAAAGACACGGACUUUUUGUCUUUGGUGCUACAUGGCAAGAAGCAAAACGCGAAUGUGAAUCAUUGGAAAAGAUCUUCGAAAUCGAGCUAGCAUAAUAACUUUGCAUACAAACCUACAAAAACAAGAAAAACACUAUGAAAUUCUUUAUGUUUAUUGAGAACUCAAUGUAUAAA